This is a messenger RNA of Parnassius mnemosyne (clouded apollo), 858 nucleotides long. NCBI's taxonomy places the organism in Eukaryota, Metazoa, Arthropoda, Insecta, Lepidoptera, Papilionidae. The record is from the annotation of a GenBank genome assembly.
AUGUACAAAGUAGUGGCAACUUUAGUAGCUUGUGCUUUCUGUACUUUAAAUCAUAAGUUGUUUAAUUGUAAAAAAUUCUCUAAAGAAAGUGUCGAUGCGCGUCGUGAGUUCGUUCAAACUCAUCGUUUAUGUUUUAAUUGCUUCGGUUCAGAUCAUUCGGUAUAUCAGUGUACAGCGUCAACUAGGUGUCGACUCUGUAGAAAAAAACACCACAGCCUACUACAUCCCAAAAAUCCAAAAUCAGCUAGCGAUCCUAAGAGUGUCACGGCUGAUGAGUCUGUGAAGGAGGCUGAAAGAGUUAAGCCAAAUUUACCACUAACCAGUGGUGAGCAAUCAAUUCCACAAGUAGUCACUUGUGUUUCAAACAUGCUCGGGCAAGUCUUAUUGGCUACCGCCCUAGUAAAGGUAGAGUGUCCUAAAACGAAAUCUACCUUUUUCCUGAGAUCUCUUCUAGAUCAGGGGUCUCAGGCAUCGUUUAUAACAGAGUCUGCUGUACAAAUGUUGGCACUCAAAAGGACUCCUGGGGCCAGUCUUGUAUCAGGUCUUGGCAGUGACCAAGCGACCUUAGCUUCAAAGUCGUUUGUGUUUAUAAAAAUUCAGUCCCGUCUUGACCCAAGCUUUACAAUUACUGUUAAAGCUCAUGUACUCAGCAGACUCACAACCUUUCUACCAAGUAGUAAGGUCGUUGUUCAAGUGUUGCCCGCACUUCCGUCGAAUAUGUUGGCGGAUCCUACAUUUGAUAUGCCAAAUAAAAUCGACUUGCUCCUCGGGGCUGAGGUAUAUAGCCAGAUUCUAAUGGAAGGGAUAAUCAGGGGCCCGUCUAAUUCAAUGGUUGCUCAACGCACGAGAUUGGGCUAG